CACGGCGCGUGCGUAGCUGCCGCCGGCGGCGCGUCAUGGCGGCGCUGAGCGGGAUGUUCGCCAACCAGCCCCCGGGGCCGCCGCCGCCGCCACCUCCCCCGGGACCGCCCCGGGGGUCGGGGCCGGGUCGGGCCGCGCUGAGCCGCCGCGUUUGCCGCCUGCAGGCCUGCUUCGCCUCGCUCGUCAGCCAGGACUAUGUCAACGGCACCGACCAGGAGGAGAUCCGCACCGGUGUUGAUCAAUGUAUCCAGAAAUUUCUGGAUGUUGCAAGACAAACUGAAUGCUUUUUUCUACAAAAAAGACUGCAGCUCUCAGUUCAGAAACCAGAGCAAGUUAUUAAGGAGGAUGUAUCAGAAUUGAGGAAUGAAUUACAGAGGAAAGAAGCACUAAUUCAGAAGCAUUUGGGUAAACUGCGUCACUGGCAACAGGUUCUAGAAGACAUCAAUGUGCAACACAAAAAGCCUGCAGAAAUGCCUCAAGGACCAUUAGCCUACCUGGAACAAGCUUCUGCUAAUAUUCCUGCACCCAUGAAACAGACAUGAUUAAGGAAAAUGUCAGAGUCUUUGAGCAGUAUUUUAACUUAAAGCAAAAUGGUAUUGAUCGUUUUUUUUUAUUUGAUACAUGCAUAAUGUAUUUUAUAUUAUAAAUAUAAAUAGUAUUUGUUCCAUUGUGACAGUGGGACAAAGAAGUAAGUGUAAAAUAAAUUUAAUCCUUUCCACAAA
This is a messenger RNA of Gavialis gangeticus (Gharial), 722 nucleotides long. RefSeq names its product mediator complex subunit 28 (gene MED28). The record is from RefSeq and is a predicted model, not a curated record. The transcript has 4 exons. The coding region runs from base 36 to 542 and encodes 168 amino acids. Gene Ontology annotation, cellular component: mediator complex. Lineage: Eukaryota; Metazoa; Chordata; Crocodylia; Gavialidae.